AGUUCUCGAUUAUUAUAAAACUUGUCGACAAGUUCGUCUUGGGUUCCAGCUGGUUAUCAUGAGUGUCCACACCGGGCGGUCGCAGCCUCUUAACUACAACCCCUGCCAAUGCAUCCGGACCGCAGGGAUCCUCAAAUACCACCGGGAGUCGGAAAAACCCCCACAUCCGUCGACCUCUUUUGAUCUGGAGCCUCCGACGGAGUACCAGGUCCACUGUGAGUUCUGUGGAGGAUACGUGCUGCCGUCACCGGACCCCACCAUCCAGAUGCCGAUGAGACAGACCUCCACGUACUGCUGCAAGGAGCGCCGGGGCCUGUGCCGCAUCCUGAAGAACCGGAAGUCCAAGAAGUGCGACUGGGGGUUGGACAGCAUGGACUCAGACGACGACUGCUCCACGGCUGACCUGGAGGAACUGCUCUUCCAGGGAAAGGACGCGGAAAUGCACAAAGAUCCGAGACUCAACAUGGAUGGAGUCUUCCUGCCUCAAGAUGACGAAACGGCCCUGAAGGUUCUGAGAAUUCGCCUCCCGCCUGCUCCGUUGAAGGGCUGCUUGACCCGGAACAGGCCCGCUAGCAUGCCAGAGAAGGCCUCCAAAACCAAAGAGGAGGAGCCGUUCACGCUGCCUGAGUGUGACCACAAGCCCCUUACUUUUGGAGUCUGUCAUCAUCAGGAAGGGGGCGUAUUCCUCCAGAAGCAUUACUCCGACGGAGAGACGUUUCUCACCUUGUUUCCUGACGGCUCAGCGCAGAUCUUCUACCCAUCCGGACUCUUGGCUCUGGUGGUCGUGUUGACAAAAGCCAACGGAAGAGUUUGCAUCGUGUACGACGACAGCGGCGCCCCGACUCAACCAAUCAGAGCCAUCUUCCAAUCGGAUGGCAAAGUCACGUGUUACCAUGGCGACGGCAGUGUAUGGCUGCUCAUGGACCGGUCCGGCGGUCAGUGUCUGAACCAGUCAGGGGUCAGAGUGCGUCGAUGGUCGUGGAGCCCCUCAUCCACCCCCUUGCUCCCAGUCGUCCUGUCCCUCAACCGGAACAUCGGGGUCCGAGUUAUGGGACGGGAACAGGUCUACCUGUCCUUUCUGGCCAAAAGCCAACAGGCCCGGCUGAGCGUGGGCUGCUGCGGCCAGUGUGUGAGCUCCAGAGAGCAGCGGCCCUCCAGCCCGCUCGUGCUGAAGGAGGAGCUGUGGGUGAUGGCUGCCAGAAUCAAAGUCCACUUGACCAUCCAGAACAUCCACAACAUUCUGACCGGGCCCACCCACCCUCGUCUGCAGAAGGCCUCCGUCAGCCCCAGCCUGCGAGCGUGCGCGCGGAGAGUUGUGGAGGCGUGCGCCAACGCCAGGCUGGACAACAGCGAACAGUCUUACAUCGAGGACUGCCUGCAGGAUUGCCUCUAGAGAGCUGCGGGUUUCUGUUGCCAGGACAACACCGCAACAAACUUAAAAAAA
Synchiropus splendidus (mandarinfish) is the source of this 1444-nucleotide messenger RNA. Its product is annotated as glutamate-rich protein 6. Lineage: Eukaryota; Metazoa; Chordata; Actinopteri; Syngnathiformes; Callionymidae. The transcript is spliced from 10 exons. Bases 59 to 1393 code for a protein of 444 amino acids. The record is from RefSeq and is a predicted model, not a curated record.